GGAUAUUAUUACCCUAGGUAAAUGUAUAUUUGCACAAAUGGUACAACUUCAUAUCUUGUGCAACCAGAGAAAUGAAAAGUUGUGCCUCCUUUGUUUACAAUGAAAUAAAAUGCAUUCUGCUGCCAUGUAUAACUAAUUAGAACAAAUAAAUUUUAAAAAUACUUUAAGAAACACUAUAUUUGGAAUAUAAUGGGAAUGUAUAUUCAAGUCUUAGGAUUGUGAUUAAAGUAGUAGUCUAGGGUCUGGGGUUGUGGCCCAGCGGGAGAGUGCUCGCCUAGCAUGUGCCAGGCCCUGGGUUUGAUCUGCAGCACCACAUAAAAAUAAAUAAAUAAAAUAAAGGUAUGUGUCUAACCAAAAAAAAUAAUAAUAAUCUAAAAAAAAUAGUAUUUUAAGGAAUCAUAAAGCAUUUAAUUUAAUAUGUUAACAAUUUGGAUUUAAUGAUUGGCUGAUUUACUUCAAAACAAAAGAGAAGAGGCUGAGACAAGAGGAUCACAAGUUCAAAGCCACUCUGAGAAUUUUAGUGAGAUCCCAACUCAAAAGAUAAAACAGGCUGAGGUUGUGGCUCAAUGGUAGUCCACUUCUAGUUCACUUUUUCAUUACUACAAAAAAAAAAGGGAAAUAGCAAAGAUCAAAGCAGAAAUAAAUAUGCAACUAUAUUUAGUAUGUUGAUGACCUGAGUUCAAUCCCCAUCACCAACAGAAAAAAAAAAUUGUCAACAACCAUGGAAAUAAUAGUGCUGAUAUUUAUAUAAUAAGCACAGAGAUGUAAAAACACACCUAACUAUAAAAGUAGCCUUGUGGGCCUUCCGCCCGGGCGCUCUCUCGUCUUCUGUUGGUAACCAGCCUUCAGCUACGGGACCCGAAGGCCGAACAGGAGCCGUGGGGCGACCGGGAGCCGGGACCCUUUGUGGCCCACGAUGGGCCCUCGCCGCCGACGCCGCAAGCCAGAGACCCCGAAGAGGCGCAGCACAAGUCCACCUCGCGGGACCCCGCGGCGGGAAGCCUCCUUAGGUUCUUCCUCUCGUCAACAUAGUCGGAGGAGAAUUGGCUGGAUUAAGGAGAUCAAAAAUCUACAGAAGAGCACAGACCUCUUGAUAAGGAAGUACCCCUUCAGCCGCCUGGCAAGAGAAAUAUGUAUGAAAUUCACACGUGGUGUGGACUUCAGUUGGCAAGCCCAGGCCCUGUUGGCCCUUCAAGAGGCAGCAGAAGCAUUUUUAGUUCACCUCUUUGAGGAUGCCUACCUCCUUUCCUUACAUGCUGGCCGAGUCACUGUUUUCCCCAAGGAUGUGCAGCUGGCCAGGAGGAUCCGCGGCAUGGAGGAAGGACUUGGCUGAACUCCUGCAGCACUGUCUCUGGAUGUUACCUGGGACUCUCUGGAGCUACAACUAGAUCCAGUGGUGUCUGAGGUGCUACCUGGAUUUUGUUGUCUCUGAGCGGUGUGUGACUGUUGCCCUUUGAACUUUCUUUAUGAAGGAGAAGAAUGCAUGUUUCCUCUGUAGCAGAGGUGUUAUAGGAGACAAUCAACACAGUUCCAAAGGCCUGAAAAGACUUAGUUGGUGUGUUACUCAUAUGACUCCUAAAGGAUUUUGAAGACAUCAGAUCUGUCAUGUUAUAGGGAAAGGAUAUUUACUUUGUUUUAGAUCUUUCUGUACUUUAUGCAUUUUUUAACCAUGUGUAUAUUUGUACUGUUAUUGAAAAUGAAAGGGAAGAAUAAAAAUAAAUAAAUAUUUUUUUUUUAAAUG
This is a messenger RNA of Marmota monax (woodchuck), 1741 nucleotides long. RefSeq names its product histone H3-like centromeric protein A. Gene Ontology annotation, cellular component: nucleosome. The record is from RefSeq and is a predicted model, not a curated record. Lineage: Eukaryota; Metazoa; Chordata; Mammalia; Rodentia; Sciuridae. The transcript has a single exon. Gene Ontology annotation, molecular function: protein heterodimerization activity; structural constituent of chromatin; DNA binding. Bases 917 to 1333 code for a protein of 138 amino acids.